Molecule: messenger RNA, 342 nt
Organism: Rotaria sordida
Lineage: Eukaryota; Metazoa; Rotifera; Eurotatoria; Philodinida; Philodinidae
Source: the annotation of a GenBank genome assembly
AUGAGUACGACAUCCGAUCAAACGAAUAACGUUCAUUCAACAACAUUGAAUGAUACUACUCUGCACGAAGAUGAUUUAACUGAACAAGCCAAAAAUAAUUUUACUUAUCACAGCGAUAUAUUUCGUUCCCUGGAAUCAUGCCGCCAAAGUAUACUUCGUAACGAAUAUAUAACACCUAUUGGUCGAAAUUUUUUUUUAUCCGAGCUUUAUACUUUGCAUACAAUUUGUAAACAAGUGCUGAAUUAUGCAAGUGAACACAAUAAAUUUAUUGAUCAAAAUUUACCUAAUAUUGGUCCUCUAGUAGUUUGUGGUCUUGUACGUACAGGCACAACUUUACUCUAA